Messenger RNA from Asterias rubens (European starfish), 3461 nucleotides. Its product is annotated as serine/arginine repetitive matrix protein 2-like. Gene Ontology annotation, molecular function: metal ion binding. Gene Ontology annotation, cellular component: nucleus. The transcript has 11 exons. The record is from RefSeq and is a predicted model, not a curated record. The coding region runs from base 33 to 3461 and encodes 1142 amino acids. Lineage: Eukaryota; Metazoa; Echinodermata; Asteroidea; Forcipulatida; Asteriidae.
AUUGACAACACGAACAUCAUUUUUUAGAAACGAUGUCUGCUUUCAGCGACAGGGAAGCCACGCUUUCGCGGCUCUCGAAGUUACAAAGGGAGAUCGAACAGUUAACUGAUACUCUCAAUCGUAAACCAAAUUCAAAGGCAAAGUCUUCAAGUUAUGACGACAGCAAUAGAUCCUCAUCGAGGGCAAGCAGUCGCAGAGUUGUCCUUCCAGGAAGAAGUUCUAACUUGGUGACAGAGCCCAAGGGUUUUUCAGCUCGGACACCCUUACAACCUAGUCCUAGCUAUGCAAGUAGGCUGCAAGAAAUAGAGGCUAGGUAUGCCACAUCGGGUUUGGAGCAUAAUAUCAAACCUGUUUUUGCUACAGCUCAAAUUGUUAGUUCCCUUAUUCCAUCAGGACAACCUAUCGGUGGAAAGAGUUGGACGAGUGCUCACCCAACCACGAACACUGGACAAUUCCUUAAUGUGGCUGGUAGCAGCAAGUCCUCGUUUUCAUUCCAACCUGUCAGUUCCCUCCUUCCAUCGGGACAACCUAUCAAGUCAAGUCGAGGGAGUCAUGUCUGGAAAAGUCAUCAUCGGUCUGCAAACACUACACAACUCCUGAAUGUUGCCGGUAGCCAUAGCUCUUCCUUUUUGUUGGAACCAGCGAGACAUUCUACAAAGAGAGAUAGGAACACAAGCCAGCAGCAUACAUCUAAAUCAUCUCACCGUUCUCAGGUUGUAACUAGCUACAGCCGCGAUUUGAGCAAGAAAUCCAAACUGCUCUUGAACAAUCAGGUUAAAAAGGUUGAAGAGAAGUACCUGGUCCGUCCCAACUUGCCGAUCAUGCAGGAACAGCGAAAGCAUGUUCUUCAUUCCAGCUCUACACUGCCCAACGACCCAUCAAGAGUAAAGUUAUCGUCUAGGAAGGUGAUCUCACCCUCGGCCUCUACAUCAAAACAGCUUAGUAAGGAUUCCAGUCGUGUACAGUCAACCUCGUCUCUCCCUAGCUCCGGCUCAGACAGGAAAUCCAGCAAGUACUCGUGGCGACAACCGUCUCACACAAAACAUUCCCAAGAUGAAUCCCGUAAGCUUCCGUCCAGUGGUGUCAAAAAAUCACCCUUCAAGUAUGAGAAAUCACAAUCUUCAGGAAGCCGAGAUUCUUCCCGGACCUCUACUGGCAGUCGAAGUUCAAGCCGAGAUGCCAAUCGUUCCAAGUAUCAUUACGAUUCUCGUAGUACCUCGGAAUCAUCAGCCCAUCGUAAACGCAGACACAGUGGGGAUCAUCACACACAUAGUUCUCCAUACAGUACAUCUAAAUACAAACUGACAGCCAGACCAUCAAGUAGCAGAUCAAAUACUUCUUCCUCGGGCAGCGUACAAAAGCAUUAUUCUACAGACAAAAGGCAUGACACUUCUCCAGUUCAUCGCAGCUCGAGCAACAGUCGGGUUACAAGCAAAAGUAGUCAUGUAUAUAUUCGGGGCAGAGGUCAGAACUAUCUUUCGAGUAGAAAUCAUAGCCUUCAAACUAGAAGAGGUCAUGGGUUUGUGACCUUUAGAGGUCAUGGAUCAAGAGGUCGUGGGUAUGCAAGAGGAGCUGGAGUCUACAGAGGUCAAAGUGCACCAGGUUAUAGUCCAAGAACAAAACAAGUAUGGGGAUCAUCAUAUAGCCCAAGAUAUCGAGGGAAAGGAAGAUCUUCAAGGCACAACUUCACGCGUCCAUCACCAAAGAAACAUUCUCCGGGAGAAGGCUUCCGCUCAAAGUAUGCACUGAUGAAGACCUCUCUGGCACAGAAUACACUGAAGAAGCCGCUUUCCUUCAUGGAGAAGAGAAGAUUGACUGUUCUUAAUGACACACCCGUCUUGCUGAGGUCAAGGUACAGACUGGUCAAAGGUCAUAGGAGUGUCCUUCGACCUGCAUUCUCCAGCGCAUCAUUGGUAACACCACUGCGGAAACUCCCCACGGUUAAGAGGCUUGUCACGGUGAAAAUUACCAAGACCAAACUCAUCCGCAGAGUCGCAGGAGAGAAGAUGUCAUCAGGCUCAAUGGUCAACCUACGAGGAGCACAGUUCAAACUGCGCAUUAAUCGGUUCAGUAAAGCACUGUAUCGACUCCCAUCUAAUGCCUCCCAAGUGUCCCCCUCCAAUGUACGUAGACUGGUACUGAAAUCUGCCACACCCUCGGUUACAAGAAAAGUUGCAAGCCAUGUUUUACAACGUAGCAUCAACAUUAGCCUAGCGGCCAAACACCGUAGUAAGAAGCAGUCUAACACUAAGCAAUACUGUAUGUUCUACAACCUGUAUGGGCGUUGUAAGAGAGGAAAUGAUUGUCCAUAUAUACAUGACCCGGAGAAAGUUGCUGUGUGUACAAGAUUUCUACGAGGAACGUGUCCCAAAACGGACGGGUCAUGUCUUUUCUCACACAAAGUCUCAAAAGAAAAGAUGCCGGUGUGUUCCUACUUUCUGCGUGGUGUGUGUAACCGUGACGACUGCCCUUACUCGCACGUCAAGGUCAGCAAUAAAGCAACACCUUGCCCAGACUUCAUCAAAGGUUACUGCCCACUGGGAGAAAAGUGUAAGAAGAAACAUAUUGUGAGGUGUCCUGACUUCACACUGACAGGAAAGUGUGCAAACGGUGCAAAGUGUCCGCUCUUGCACAAGAGGGAUCCAACCAAAAGCAACAACGUCAAAACCAAGACGAGAAAAAGUUCCACACAGGAUUCUGAGACGGAGAAAGUAAGAACCUCUGACAGAACUCCUACAGCAAAACACAAAAAGAGAGAAACUUCUUUUAUAAAACUAUCCUCCGAUACGCCAUCAAACAAGACAGCGCCCUCAACGCCUGAUACAAGUGAGAAAGGAAACAGUUUCCAGCGAAACACUAGUGAGCGUCAACAAAUAACAAGUAGUGGUGAGGGAGCCAGUAUCAUUCCUUCAUUUGUCAAGUUGUUGAAUGCCGAUAGAAACAAAAGUAUAGCGCCCUCAGUAGCCAAGACAGCAGUUAGUGACAGGGAGCCUGCGAUUAUCCCUCGCCUUCGGACAAAGAGUAACACAUCUCUGCCCCCUCAGGAAAAUGGUAUGAUCCAAUCAACAUCCAGAAAGCUACGAAGUGAUACACUGCCCUGUGGAGGUGAAAGCUCCAAAUCCUCAAAAGGUUUGGCAUCAGUCGUACCAAAGGCAUCUGCUGACCAUCACCAUCUGGUUGAAACAGCUCCCUCUUUGCCCAAAGAUGAAGAUUCUUCUUUCAUCGACCUCAACGUAACACCACCCUCACUGUCGGCGGCUGGAGAGGGUAGUGAGGAAUUGCCUUCAUUCAUUGAGCUGUAUCCUGGUUCCCCCUUCAGUCCAAUGGAAGAGUCCACCAAUACUGCACAACAAGAAGCUGCUGUCACAAGAACACUUCAGAUUCGACCUCAAUUCAAAAGGCUCUUCAAAUCAGAGAAAACAGACAGUACAAAGAAAACAGACACAACAGACAACAGAUAG